UCUUCCACUGCGCCCUCGAGAACGGACAUAUCGCACUUCUGUAUCCAAUUAACUCCCUUUGCGACAGGAAAUGCUUCAAAUGCUCUAGACUCAGAAUGUAAAUUUAGCUCCGAGUCCCCACGCCGGCUAAGCUUUUAGGAAGGAAACGUGACGCCGAACCCCCGAAAUGCCCCGCAUGACGCAGUCUCCUCCACGAUCCCCUCAUUCUAUAAAUUACCUGCCCACGGCCCUUCCAUUGAUGCUCGACAACCCUCCCCUUCCAAUUGACCACGCAUAACUGAUCUCACAUUGACACAAUGGCUUCAGAAAGAGUAGCAUGGCUCGGCUUGGGCAAUAUCGGCCGGGGUAUGAGCCGCAAUAUCGCCCUGAAAGGCCCCCAAACCGCACCCAUAAUCCUCUACAACCGCACAACAUCCAGAGCCACCGCGUUCGCCGACUCAAUUGGCUCCAACAAAGCCACUGUCGCAACCACCAUCCCCGAAGCCGUGCAACAGGCCACAAUCACCUUCAUCUGCGUCGGCGAUGACCCAACCCUCGACCAAAUCAUCAAUACCAUUGUCUCUGACUCCUCCCUGGACCUCACCUCUAAAAUCAUUGUCGACUGCUCCACCGUCCACCCGGACACUUCCCGCCGCAUCCACUCCAUCCUCCACGAGCGCGGCGCCACCUUCAUCGCCUGCCCCGUCUUCGGCGCUCCCAACAUGGCCGACGCAGGCCAAAUGAUCGUCAUCCCCGCCGGAAAGCAAGAAGCAAUUGACAGACUUCAACCUUUCUUCGAGGGCGUCACGGCCAAGGCCACCCUCCCCUUGCCUGGCGACGAUGUCGGCCGUUCCUCCCAGCUCAAGAUCCUAGGUAACACUUUCAUCCUCAACACCAUCGAGACCCUUGCAGAGGGUAUCGUGCUGGCGGAGAAAUCCGGUCUCGGUGCCGACAUGUACCAGAAAUGGAUCCACACGUGGCUGGGUGGACCCUUUGCGAAGUAUGCGGAUCGGAUGGUCGAGGGCGAUUAUUACAAGCGUGAGGAGCCGCUGUUUGCGGUCGACUUGGCUCGGAAGGAUCUGGGUCAUGCGAGUAGCAUUGCGCAGGAUGCGGGGGUGAGAUUGAGGAGUGUGGAGGUUACUGAUGGGUAUUUGCAGGAGGUGAAGAAGGAGAAGGGUGUGAAGGGUGAUGUUGCGGGAAUUUACGGGGCGAUUCGGAAGGAGUCUGGGUUGGAGUAUGAUAAUUAGUGGAUUACGUGCUUAUGGAUUUAAUUGAUUAAUGAUACUCAUUCUGAUAGAAAACCAGGUUCAGGAUCACAAAUAUAAUGUCAUGCAUUUACGCUAGA
Molecule: messenger RNA, 1324 nt
Organism: Aspergillus caelatus
Lineage: Eukaryota; Fungi; Ascomycota; Eurotiomycetes; Eurotiales; Aspergillaceae
Product: NAD(P)-dependent oxidoreductase
Exons: 2
Coding region: 297-1226 (309 amino acids)
Molecular function (GO): NADP binding; NAD binding; oxidoreductase activity, acting on the CH-OH group of donors, NAD or NADP as acceptor
Source: RefSeq, a predicted model, not a curated record